Messenger RNA from Macrobrachium nipponense, 798 nucleotides. RefSeq lists its product as uncharacterized. The transcript has a single exon. Lineage: Eukaryota; Metazoa; Arthropoda; Malacostraca; Decapoda; Palaemonidae. The record is from RefSeq and is a predicted model, not a curated record. The coding region runs from base 1 to 798 and encodes 265 amino acids.
AUGGUAUGCUUCAUCUGUGAACAUAAUUUGCCAUUCACAAUCGUCGACCUCAUGGUAAAUCUAUGCAAGGCUAUGUUCCCUGACUCCGACAUUGCUCAAGCAAUGUGCAUGAAAAAAACAAAAUGCACAGAGUUAACAAAAGCGCUAGAUAUGUGUAUGACAAAUGACUUGGCCAGUAGACUAAGAGAAAACAAAUUCUCCCUUAUCAUUGAUGAAAGUACUGACGUUAGCACGACGAAAUGUCUGACAAUAGUUGUCAAAUUUUUUGACAAAGACAUGACAACUUUCAAGACAGGCACUCUGCAACUCAUCAAUAUGUAUGACGAAAAUGACGAAAUGGUAGGAUCAACAGGGGAGAACUUAUUUAGAUUGAUCAUGAACACCUUGCUGUCCUAUAACAUACCUUUAGAAAAUUUUGUUGGCUUCGCUGCUGAUGAAGCAGCGAAUAUUAUGGGAGGUAACAAUUCAAUUAGCAGUAGGUUAAGGGAGGAAUUUCCAGGGAUAGCUAUUUUCAAAUGUAUUUGUCAUAGUGUUCAUUUAUGUGCAUCAGAAGCAGUCAAAUAUUUACCAAGGCAUUGCGAAGAUCUCGCUAGAAAUAUUUAUACACACUUUGCUCAUAGUGCAAAACGGAAGCAUGAACUGAAACUUGCCCAAACAUUUCUUGACCUAAAGCCACACAAAAUUUUACAUCCAUGUGCUACACGAGGGUUAUCGUUGCACGCAGCAGUUGAACGUGUAGUCGAACAAUGGAGUGCUUUGAAGCUCUAUUUUUCUAAAAUUGAGGCCAGGAAAGACUAA